GGCACUGGUAAUUUCAGAACAAAUUGUUGUGAUGAGGAGAUCUAGUGGAAUCUGAUCAGAAGUUAGAUUUGAUGUGAUUCAGAGUUAAAUCUGCCCAAGCAAUCACAUAGGCUACAGUUUAAAAGAUGCUUCAGUACGCCACAACAUACAAGCACACAAACAGAUGUGACUUAAGGGACGAAAAUAGGCGCUCUUUCGUCCACACAUGGACGGGCAUGUGAGAUGGUCAUGUGCGUUGAACACGUCAACAACAAAGCCGUUCAGCCAAUCAGUGUCUCAAUCUCCUUCUGCCCGCCCUGCUCACCCUUUCCCGUCAGACUGGCUCGUACUCAGCUGGUGCAGUCCGUGCUGUUUAAGUGGUAAGCGAGUGAGAUCCAGCCGUGGGAACAUGACAGAGGCUCCGUCUGUAGCUGCGGAGGUGUCCCGGAAAAGAGGCGCCGAGCCCGGCCCGCUAACCGCACAUGCCACGGAAAGGAAAAAGGCCUGCUGGGGCAUUCUGACCAGCCAAGGGUCCUGGGCAGAUCGCUCCCCUCUUCAUGAAGCAGCUUCUCAGGGUCGCUUGCUGGCCCUGCGAACACUGCUGGCCCAGGGAUACCAUGCCAACAUUGUCACUAUCGAUCAUGUGACCCCUCUACAUGAAGCCUGCCUGUCAGGACAUGUUGCAUGUGUCAGAGCAUUAAUACACGCUGGAGCUAAUGUGAAUGCUGCUACCAUCGAUGGUGUAACUCCUCUGUACAACUGUUGUGCCUCUGGGAGUGUUGGUUGUAUGGAACUUUUGCUGCAGAAUGGAGCACACACACACACACCACACACACACUUCCCCUCAGCUCUGCACGAAGCCUGCAAGAGAGGUAACAGUCAGUGUGUAGAGUCUCUGCUGUCUCAUGGAGCAGACCCUGACUAUGAAGUAUCCCAUUUGGGCUCCCCCCUCUACGUGAGCUGUCUACACCAGCACACAGCCUGCUCAAAGAUUCUGCUACACAGAGGAGCCAGUGUUAAUGUAGGCAGAGGAGGUGACAGCCCACUCCAUGCAGCUGUCAGACAGGACAGUGCUGAUCAGGUGUCAGUGUUACUGGACAACGGCGCUGAUGUUAACCUCAGAGACAGCAAUAACCAGCGACCUGUGGACCUAGCGCCUCCUGGUGGAAAAACACAACAGCUGCUAAUGUUAUUUGAAGUUUCUCCGAGGAGUCUCUCCCAGUUGUGUCGUCUACAGAUUAGGAAUCUGCUUGGCCGAUCCAGACUGAAGCUUCUCCCCCUCCUCCCUCUCCCUUCCCUGCUAACUUACUACCUGGAGCACACAUAGGAUAAUGGGCGCACCUGCUGCAUGACAAUGAGAGGCAACUGAAACUCAGAUGCCAUGUCUUGAACUUUUAAAUAUGGGAUGUGCUAAGCCCUUUAUUAACCACAUUUCAUGUUAACAUAUCAUCACCAUGGUUUAAACUGUAUGGGUAAGUUUGAUUAUUACAACAUUAUUACAUCAAACAAUACUGAACAUUUACUUUGCUGUAUAGUACUCUGGUACAUUGCCUUUGUGUUACAAAAUUGCCACAAUCUCAUUUUAAAUGUUUAUUCUAUAGGACUUCAUACUUUCCCUUAUCAGAUGAUUGUCUGACUGAUAGUGACAGCUAAUCUAAACUGUGAGCUCAUUCUGGCUCUAUGUGUUGGUAAAGCACAAUAUGUCAUUUUGUGAAUAUUGAAAAUUAUUUUACAUUGGAACAAAAUGUCCCUCAAGUAUCUGUAUGUAUAUAUAAAUACCAAUAAAUGAUCUGUGACAUGACCUCAGUGACCUGUCCAGCAAGCAGCCAGUCUCACAGCAGUGAGCAUGGAUGAGGGUUACACUUAUGUUUUGCUAGUAGCCUGUUUAUUUGAAUGCACCUCAGUCUCUAUCAUUACACUGUUUGUGUAUUGUGUCAACAUUUUCAAAAGCUAAUUUAUCAAGAGAUUCAUUAUGUGAAUGAUCAAUUGUGGUUGAGUGCAGGAUUAAAAACACAUUUAGUGAGUAGUUUUGGAAGACUCUCAUAAGGUAUAAGAAGUAGUCUACAAAUUGUUCUGCUGUGAUGUUUGACGUGUUGUUAAGUGGUGGUUUUCCUUAAGCCUUUUGUCUAAUGGCAACGUGUUAAAUUACGUCUGAGGCCUACUGUUAGGUCUGAGAUGUUCUAAAAUUACCUGAACAUACCUAAUAUCCAAAUGCCCCUCAUGCAAUAUUCUGUGUCGAAAUUAGCAUCGGAGUUGACAUAGACAACUCUCUACAACCAUUUAUUAUUAUUUAUUAUUAUUAUUAUGCUUUGUUUAUAUUAAUAUCAUUUUCCACAUCCACACUGCCUGUUUAUUCUUCAUUACUGCAUAUUAAGUUGUGUGUGUGUGUAUUCC
Molecule: messenger RNA, 2373 nt
Organism: Thunnus maccoyii (southern bluefin tuna)
Lineage: Eukaryota; Metazoa; Chordata; Actinopteri; Scombriformes; Scombridae
Product: ankyrin repeat and SOCS box protein 5-like
Exons: 7
Coding region: 206-1306 (366 amino acids)
Biological process (GO): protein ubiquitination; intracellular signal transduction; positive regulation of protein catabolic process
Molecular function (GO): protein binding
Source: RefSeq, a predicted model, not a curated record